This is a messenger RNA of Tripterygium wilfordii, 2318 nucleotides long. Its product is annotated as 65-kDa microtubule-associated protein 8. Gene Ontology annotation, cellular component: spindle; cytoplasm. Bases 460 to 2253 code for a protein of 597 amino acids. Lineage: Eukaryota; Viridiplantae; Streptophyta; Magnoliopsida; Celastrales; Celastraceae. Gene Ontology annotation, biological process: microtubule cytoskeleton organization. The transcript is spliced from 11 exons. Gene Ontology annotation, molecular function: microtubule binding. The record is from RefSeq and is a predicted model, not a curated record.
GCAUUGGAUGUAAUAUCUUUUUCAUCCGAGUAUGGAUUGCUUGGGAAUCAAGCAUUUAGAUAAAUCUCUAUCUAAGAUUAAUUCGAUUGUGACAAAUAAGUGAAACAUCACAGAAUAAGAAACUCUUUAGCUUUCAUGAAUUAUGGUAAAGACAAAUAUGUGUCUCUUACCUUUUCAAUUUUCAGAAAGGAUGGGAAAUAGCUGUGCUGGAGCAUCAACUGAAUUGGCUGAUCCUUGAACACAAAGCCAGCCUCAACAACACCUACCACUGUCAGCCUUGUCUUUCAAGCAAAACUUACACCCAAAGCCCCCACCAUCUCUGUCUUUCUCCACAGUUAUCAAUGAGAGCAGACCCACAGCUACUGAAAGAAGUAGUGGAGGACGCAUCUGUUCCAAAACCAUUUCCUUCAACAUAUCCUAGCAUCUCUCCAGUUCCACCAAAAACCAAAAAGACAGUAGAUGGGUUCAACUAAUACACCUAUUGGAAUGCGAAGCUCUACGUUAAUAGAAACAUCAUGUGGCUAUUUACUUCAAGAAUUGCAGAUGAUAUGGGAUGAAGUUGGUGAGGAUAAGUUUGAAAGAGAGAAGGUUCUGCUGGAUCUAGAACAAGAGUGUUUAGAGGUCUAUAGGAGAAAAGUGGACAAUGCAAAUAUAUCAAGGGCUCGUCUGCAUCAGGAGUUGGCAGAAUCUGAAGCUGAAUUUACCCACCUUCUUUUGUCGCUCGGAGAACGAGUGCUUCCUGGAAGGCCAGAAAAGAUUUCUGGAACACUGAAGGAGCAGCUCGAUGCCAUCACACCUGCAUUGAGGGAGAUGCGGUUAAGAAAAGAAGAGAGGGUCAACCAGUUCAGAGCUGUGCAAGGGCAGAUUCAGAGAAUAUCAGCAGAAAUAGCAGGUCAGUCAGUAUAUGAUGAUUCAUCAACAAAUGUGAUCAUAAACGAGAAUGAUCUUUCACUGAAGAAACUUGAAGAAUGUCAGACUGAGCUACAAACACUCCAUAAUGAGAAGAGCGACAGGCUCCAGAGAGUAGAAGCAUAUAUAGGCACAAUCCAGAAUUUAUCUGCAACAUUGGGUAUGGAGUCUUCCAUGAUUAUAACAAAGGUUCAUCCAAGCUUGAAUGAACUUUGUGGAAUAUCAAAAAACAUAAGUGACAGCAUUUUGGAAAAACUCAACAGCACUGUGGUAUCCCUCGAGGAAGAAAAACAAAAGCGACUUGAGAAGCUUCACCAUCUUGGAACAGCACUGACAAACUUGUGGAAUCUUAUGGACACACCCUAUGAAGAUCGUCGACUGUUCUCACAUGUUACUGGCUUAUUAUCAGUCUCCUCAGUGGAAGUAGCAGAUCCCGGAAGCCUUACGUUAAAUAUAAUUCAGCAGGCCGAGGCUGAAGUCAAGAGACUGGAUCAGUUAAAAGCAAGCAAAAUGAAAGAACUUUUUCUCAAGAAACAGAAUGAACUGGAGGAGAUAUGCAACAACUCACAUAUGGGGAUCCCUUCAAGAUUAGAAAUGGAAAAUAUCAUGAAGCUUAUAAACUCUGGGGAGAUUGAUCACGCUGAUCUCCUCAUGAGCAUGGAUGAACAGAUUUCAAAAGUAAGAGAAGAAGCCUCUAGCAGGAAGGGAAUAAUGGAGAAGGUGGAAAAAUGGCUGUUAGCACGUGAUGAAGAGCACUGGUUAGAAGAAUAUAGCAUGGAUCAGAAUCGAUAUUCAGUUAGCAGAGGUGCUCAUAAAAACCUGAGACGUGCAGAACGCGCCCGAAUAAUGGUCAAAAAAAUCCAAGCUUUGGUGGACUCACUUAUGGAAAAGACUAAAAGCUGGGAAGAAGAAAGAAACAAAGUUUUCUUGUAUGAUGAGGUACCUCUCCUGGCAAUGUUGGAAGAAUACAACAUGCUAAGGCAAGAAAAGGAGGAGGAGAAGCAAAAGCAAAGGGAAAAUAAGAAGGUGCAAACCCAAGUCAUACUCGAGCAUGAAAAGGUGAUAGGGUUCAGGCCAGGCACCAGUAGUCGCCGUAUUCUAAACAUGAGUUUAAAUGGAGGUUGUAGUACUGCUACCCCUCUAAACAGAAGGCUUUCUCUAGGUAUUCAACAGAUGGAAUCCAACAGUAUCAAUUCUGCAACUCAAGGCAUUUCCUAUGUAAAAGAAGGAAGGAAAAUUCAUAACCAAAAGAUGUUUGCUCGAUCCAACUUCGCUUCUCAUCUUAGAGAUGAAACAGCUUCAGUGGUGUCAACAUUUUCUGGCCCUUUGUCUCCUGAAUUUUGAAUUAGAUUUCCAAUGCCAUUGGGAGUCAUGGAGCAGAAUCGUUUAAAAUAAGCACAGACUAUGUC